Molecule: messenger RNA, 2160 nt
Organism: Penicillium bovifimosum
Lineage: Eukaryota; Fungi; Ascomycota; Eurotiomycetes; Eurotiales; Aspergillaceae
Gene: pps1
Product: tyrosine/serine/threonine protein phosphatase PPS1
Exons: 6
Coding region: 1-2160 (719 amino acids)
Biological process (GO): nuclear DNA replication; protein dephosphorylation
Molecular function (GO): protein tyrosine/serine/threonine phosphatase activity
Source: RefSeq, a predicted model, not a curated record
AUGGCAACAGUUUUGGUCCAGCCGCAGGCGCUGCACCGUGCGACCCCUCCUGCUUCUCCGAUCCCCUCCCCCUCGCCUGUCAAUCGACGACCGAGUCCAGUGAUUCCACUUAUUCCAACGUGCCCAACAAGUUCUGUUCCGACCUCUCAGCCGACCCCAGACACCCCAGAAUCCCCGUUCAAUGAUCCGGUCCCUUGGCCCUUGGACUUGGACCUGAACGAAAAAGUACGCAUUACAGACGCGACAGAACUCCCUGUGUACGCGAUUGAUGGACCCACACUAGCAGCUGUGAUGGCACACCAGGCAUCCCGGCCUCUCCCUGACCCGGCCACGAUGUUCCCUUGGCUCCAUGGGCUGCAUCCAUCAAAUCACCUGCAGGUGGGGUUCUUCGACAGCCGCAAGAAGCGUCACAGCCGACGCACCCGCCGCAAUUGGCGAGGCAUCACAGUGGUAAAGCUUGGAGGCGACCUGACGAAGUCACGCAUCAAGGGCGCAGUCAGCCCGCAGGAGUUGCUUGCACCUUAUGGUGACCAGUUCUUAAAUCCGGAUCCCCCUGAGGGAUUCUCCGUGCGCAAUUUCCAGAUCCAAACCGCCAAGCUCGCUCCAGUCACGGAUAUUGUUGUCUAUGCCGAAAGCCAGACUCUUCACCGAGAAGCUGUCGAUCUGGCCAAGCGGUUUGCUUCGGCGCAGGCGCUGUGGGCAUGCGGAUCGGAGAGUCGUAGAUAUCGGACGCCACCGCCGUGCAGCACUUAUGUCCUGAUGGACGACUUUGCCGACGUCGCGCAGAAUCAGCCUGAGCUCAUUGCGAUUGACGCGACAGGCCAAUCGACAGGGCAAGCUAUGGAGUUCGCCCGAUGGGAGCGAAAGGAAAUGACUACAAUGUCUCGAGCAUCCGAGAUUGCGCCCAAUGUCUGGCUGGGGCCCACUCCGGAUUACUUCCGCAGGACUGGACCUUUUGAGUCUUCGGAGGAUGACCCGUAUGACCUCUUUAUCGAAACAGGCGAACUAGCCGACAUUCCGGGUCCCAGGUUCCUCGCCAUGCUGGACAAAGACAUUGAGAACGGUCCUCAGCGCAUGCAGUUCCCUUGCUCGGGGACUCUCCUACUUCCAUCUUACAACGACCGAGAAGUUGAGGACAUCAUCAACACUGUUCGAUGGAUCUACUAUCUCGCAAACCCGGAACCGGAAUCAGAAGAAUUAGCCAGCGACGGGGUUAAGCCAGGCACCGAUACGGACAUGCUAGAACUCAACGAUGACCAGCCCGGAGAUGCUCAGAUGGAUUCCGAUGGCAACGCCGUGAUCCGGUCCGAUUGCGAUAGCGAGGCCGCGAGCACCAGCCCGAGUGUGAAACCUCGCAAGAUUCUUAUCCAUUGCAAUGACGGAUAUACCGAAAGCUCGCUGUUGGCCUUGGCCUACUACAUGUUUGCAAAGGGCGUGCCUGCCCAUGAGGCUUGGCUUCAACUGCAUACAAUCCAAAACCGCAAUUUCUUUGCCUACCAGUCGGAUGUGGCUUACCUAUGCCACAUACAGGGACGUCUCUUGCAUGAAAGCCCUGCCGCUCAAUCAUUGAAUAUCACGGAGAUGUCUGAUCCGGAUUGGUUUCACCGCAUCGACGGCUCCUUCCCUAGUCGGAUCCUGCCGUAUCUGUAUUUGGGCAAUCUGAAUCAUGCGAACAACCCGGAACUCUUGUGGAAGCUUGGAAUCCGGCGUGUGCUCAGCAUUGGCGAGUGCGUCAAUUGGAAGAACAAGACCAACAUCGGAUUCCGCGAUAGAGAUGUGAUGUACAUUGACAAUGUCCAAGACAAUGGCAUUGAUCCUUUGAGUAAGGAGUUUGAGCGUUGCUUGAAAUUUAUUGAAGAGGGUCGGGACAGCGGCACUGCCACGUUCGUUCAUUGUCGGGUCGGCGUUUCUAGAUCUGCCAGUAUUUGCAUUGCCACCGUCAUGGCGCACCUAAACCUCUCUUUCCCACGCGCAUACUGCUUUGUUCGCGCGAGGCGACUCAAUGUCAUUAUCCAACCUCACCUUCGCUUCGUCUACGAGCUUCUUCAGUGGGAGGAGGUCUUGAUGAAGAAAAGAGGAGAGCCCUACCGGCGCGAACUGGAAUGGACCACAAUCGCACGUGAAAUCGCCAUUCUCAAUAAGCCCUAUUCCAAGCAUUAG